Molecule: messenger RNA, 1758 nt
Organism: Apodemus sylvaticus (European woodmouse)
Lineage: Eukaryota; Metazoa; Chordata; Mammalia; Rodentia; Muridae
Product: guanylate-binding protein 1-like
Exons: 10
Coding region: 1-1758 (585 amino acids)
Molecular function (GO): GTPase activity; GTP binding
Source: RefSeq, a predicted model, not a curated record
AUGGCCUCAGAGGACAACAUGCCAGGCCCUGUCUGCCUCAUUGAGAAUAUGGAAGGGCAAAUGAGCACCAACCAGGAAGCCCUAAGCAUCCUGUCUGCUAUCCAGCAGCCAGUGGUGGUGGUGGCCAUUGUGGGCCUCUACCGCACAGGCAAAUCCUACCUGAUGAACAAGCUGGCUGGGAAGAACACAGGCUUCUCCCUGGGCUCCACUGUGCAGUCUCAAACCAAGGGCCUCUGGAUGUGGUGUAUGCCUCAUCCCCAGAAACCUGGCCACACCCUAGUUCUGCUUGAUACGGAGGGCCUGGGAGAUGUGGAGAAAGGUGACAACCAGAAUGACUGCUGGAUCUUUGCCCUGGCUAUCCUUCUAAGCAGUACCUUUGUCUACAACAGCAUGGGAGUCAUCAACCAGCAGGCCAUGGACCAGCUGCACUAUGUGACAGAGCUGACAGACAGAAUCAGAACAAGAUGUUCUCCUAACCAUCAGGAGUUGGAGGACUCGGAUGAAUAUGUGAGCUUCUUUCCAGACUUUGUGUGGGCUCUGAGAGACUUCUCUCUUGAGCUGAAAAUAAAUGGGCAAGCUAUCUCAGCAGAUGAAUACCUAGAGAAUUCCCUGAGACUUCUUCAAGGUACUGGUCAAAAUGAAAAACAAAUUGAUUUAAACCUGCCUCGGAUCUGUAUCCGUAAGUUCUUCCCAACGAAGAAAUGCUUUGUCUUUGAGCGCCCAGCACCAGGGAAGAAGCUUGGGCAGCUGGAAUCGAUGCAGGAUCAAGACCUGGACUCUGACUUCGUGGAACAAGUGGCAGAGUUCUGUUCUUAUGUGUUCAGGUCUUCCAAGGUGAAAACGAUUUCAGGAGGCCUCAAGGUCAAUGGACCACGACUGAGCAGUUUGGUGACAACAUAUGUGAACUCCAUCAUCAAUGGGUCUCUCCCCUGCGUGGAGAAUGCUGUCCUGGUUUUGGCAGAAACAGAGAACUCAGCUGCACUGCAAAAGGCCAUUGACCACUAUGACCAGCAGAUGAGCCAGAGGGUGCAGCUGCCCACAGAGACGCUCCAGGAGCUGCUGGACCUGCACAGGACCUGUGAGAAAGAAGCCAUCAAGAUCUUCAUGGAAAUUUCCUUCAAAGAUGUUAAUCAAGUGUUCCUAACAAAAUUAGAGAUGGAAUUAGAAAGAAAGCGAAGGGAAUUCUGUAAGAAGAAUCAAGAGGUGUCCUCAGAUCACUGUUUGUCUCUGCUUCGGGAUAUUUUCAGCAGACUAGAAGAAGAUGUAAAGCAGGGUGUUUAUCACAAACCAAGGGGUUACAGUCUUUUUAACCAGAAGAUACAGGAGUUGAAGAAAAAGUACUAUGAAGAACCUGGGAAGGGGGUUCAGGCUGAAGAAGCUCUCAAGGAAUUCUUGCAGACAAAGGAGGGUAUAACAGAUGCAAUUCUACAGGCUGACCAGAGUCUGACAGAAAAAGAAAGGGCGAUUGAAGUGGAACGUGUGAAAAUUGAAGCUGCAGAGCGUGCCUCAAAACUGCUGGAGGAAAUGCGGCAGAAGAAUGAGCAGUUGAUGGAACAGAAAGAGCAGAUUUACCAGGAGCGCAUGAAACAGCUGAGUGAGAAGAUGGAAAGGGAACAGGAGCAGCUGAAGGAGGAGCAAAGGAAAGCCAUGGAGCACAAAAUUUUGGAAGAGAAGAAAAUAAAGGAGGAGUGUGAAAGACUUCAAAUAGAGAAUGAGGAUCUCCGGGAAAAAGCAAGUCACAAAUGUGUCAUAAGCUAA